CGUGGGGGCGUUGCGGCAUGGGGCCCCGGCGGGGGCUGCGGCUGCGGGUCCGGCUCCCGCGCCGCUCCCUGCUGGCCGCGCUCUUCUUCUUCUCGCUGUCCUCCUCCUUCCUCUACUUCGUCUAUGUGGCCCCCGGCAUAGUGAACACCUACCUCUUUAUGAUGCAAGCCCAAGGCAUCCUGAUCCGUGAGAACAUGAGAACAAUAGGGGCUCAGGUUUAUGAGCAGGUGGUUCGCAGUGCCUACGCCAAGAGGAAUAGCAGUGUCAAUGACUCAGAUUAUCCUCUUGACUUGAACCACAGUGAAACCUUUGUGCAAACCACAACCUUUCUUCCUGAGGACUUUACUUACUUUUCAAACCACACCUGCCCCGAAAGGCUCCCUUCUAUGAAGGGCCCAAUAGAUAUAAACAUGAGUGAAAUCAGAAUGGACGAUAUCCACGAAUUCUUCGCUAGAGACCCUGCUAUCAAACUCGGAGGGCACUGGAGGCCUAGCGAUUGUGUGCCUCGGUGGAAGGUGGCGAUUCUCAUUCCGUUCCGGAACCGCUACGAGCACCUGCCGGUUCUCUUCAGACACCUAAUUCCCAUGCUGCAGCGCCAGCGUCUACAGUUUGCGUUUUAUGUGAUCGAGCAAGCUGGUACCCAACCCUUUAAUCGAGCCAUGCUUUUCAACGUUGGCUUUCGCGAAGCAAUGAAGGACUUGGAAUGGGACUGUUUGAUCUUUCACGAUGUGGAUCAUAUACCGGAAAGUGAUCGUAAUUAUUAUGGCUGUGGACAGAUGCCAAGGCAUUUUGCAACCAAACUGGAUAAGUAUAUGUAUCUGCUUCCUUAUAAUGAGUUCUUUGGCGGAGUUAGUGGCUUAACAGUGGAGCAGUUUCAAAACAUUAAUGGCUUUCCCAACGCCUUUUGGGGCUGGGGUGGGGAAGACGACGACCUUUGGAACAGAGUCCAGAACGCGGGUUAUUUGGUGAGCCGGCCGGAAGGCGACACCGGCAAGUACAAAUCCAUUCCUCACCACCAUCGAGGGGAAGUGCAGUUCCUAGGGAGGUACGCAUUGUUGAGGAAGUCCAAAGAGCGGCAGGUUCUGGACGGUCUCAAUAACUUGAACUACUUUGCGAACGUCACAUAUGACGCGCUGUAUAAAAAUAUAACCGUAAACUUGACACCAGAGCUGGCUCAGGUGAACGAAUAUUAAGUUAAGACAGAGUCAGUCUCUUCCACCGGUAGCCGAGGGGCAACCUGGUGAGACUUUCUUUUGCCGGCUCGCCGGGGUCAAGGUAGGAGCGAGGGGCCGACUGAAGGAUCCCGAGAGUCUGAAGGAUAACGAUGUGAAAAGCGCCCGCCCGAAAUGUCUCCACUCUUCCGGCCCAGCUUGAUCGUGGCCUCCCUUGUCGUGACCUGCUUUCUGAAAGACAGCGGUCUUUCCUGUUGCUCUCCUCCCUCUCCCCAACUCCGUCCCACCUUAACAAGUCUCAAGCCUCUGAACUGAGCCCUGGGCGAGAUUGUUCUCAUGACGCGGUGGAAUCCGGCCCUCCGAUCGACACUUGACCUCUUGGCCCUUGGAGGCAAAGGAGCCAAUCCACUACUGGGGCAGCUGCCUUUACCAGAAGAUCAAGUGAAACUCCACCUUUCAUUGGUCUA
Ornithorhynchus anatinus (platypus) is the source of this 1639-nucleotide messenger RNA. It is a transcript of the gene B4GALT5, whose product is annotated as beta-1,4-galactosyltransferase 5. Gene Ontology annotation, molecular function: UDP-galactose:glucosylceramide beta-1,4-galactosyltransferase activity. The transcript has 9 exons. Lineage: Eukaryota; Metazoa; Chordata; Mammalia; Monotremata; Ornithorhynchidae. The record is from RefSeq and is a predicted model, not a curated record. The coding region runs from base 18 to 1193 and encodes 391 amino acids. Gene Ontology annotation, biological process: carbohydrate metabolic process; glycoprotein biosynthetic process.